GAGAGCAUGGCGUAUCGGGACCUCACGAGCCGCUUCCAGGAGCGACGGGCGAACCUGCGCAAGCGCAACUUGCGCUUCCAGAUGAGGCCGAGGCUGGACAACUCGCCUCUGCUGAGCGCGCUCUUCCUGUCCAAGCAGAGGAGCAAGUCGCACGCUAUGGAGAAGGCGCUGCUGCAGGACGCGAACGAGUUCCCCGGGGGGGAGCAUGGGGAUAUCCACAAGCCCGAGUGGACAAGGUUUGCAGACAGCGCAGACGAAUCCAUCCGCCUACUGCAUGCCCAGCUGGAGUACUUGCAGCUUUUGCACACGCGGAGACUCAUGAUCCGGUUUGACGACUCAGAGAUUCAGCAAGAGCGUGAGAUCAAUUGCCUGACUGAGGAGAUAACCGCGCUAUUCCACAAGGCAGAUCGCUCGCUCAAGAAGAUCACCAGCGCUUUUGUCGGUGGUGAGCCAAGUCCAUCGCCUGCGGAUCGGCUUGUGCGAUUGAAUACGCAGCGUGCUAUCGCAGGUCGCUUGCAGGAGAUCUCCAUUCAGUUUCGAACACGACAACGCGAGUAUCUGCAGCGACUUCAGCUCCAGAAGUUCGGGAGCGAGAUUUUUGACGUCGACGAGAUGGAAAAGGGGGCGGGAAGGGCAGGCCACAGCUUUCGCCUCGGCAAUAAGGCCACAGCGUACGCGAUGGACCAAACCGAGUACGAUAUUCGUACUCGAGACAUCGAAAUCCAACGGAUCGCCAAGUCUGUCGCAACGCUGGCGACCAUGUUCAAGGAAGUCGCGGAGAUGGUGAUCGACCAAGGCACUCUCAUCGACCGGAUCGACUACAACAUGGAGCAGGUGGCGCCACUGUCGAUCUCCAUAGUCGUUGCAACGCAAAACGCACUAAUAAUCACCCCUCCGACUGUUUUUCCUAGGUGGUGGAGAGGAUGCGCGCCGGACUAA
Molecule: messenger RNA, 939 nt
Organism: Phytophthora sojae
Lineage: Eukaryota; Oomycota; Peronosporomycetes; Peronosporales; Peronosporaceae
Exons: 3
Coding region: 7-939 (310 amino acids)
Biological process (GO): vesicle-mediated transport; intracellular protein transport; vesicle fusion
Cellular component (GO): endomembrane system; membrane; SNARE complex
Molecular function (GO): SNAP receptor activity; SNARE binding
Source: RefSeq, a predicted model, not a curated record